CACUUUAUUUUUAUCAGAAUGAAAAAAUAAAGAUGAGAUAGGAAGGUGGUUGUAUUGGUGGGUAGCAUCAUUAGGAAUGAUUCCCCUUCCAUGAAACCCUAAAUGGAACGUUAUGUACAAUUAUUAUCAAGUUCAAAAAUGUGGGACCGGACCACUAUAGGCUAAAAAAGAAGAUUAAAAAGAAUUAAAGAAUAAUUGAGUUUAGUAUUAGUAAUUUAGUAUAAUACUUCUACUUUCCUCUAUUUCUGGCCUGCCUUUUUUUCUCCCAACGUCUCCUUUUUUUAUUUAUUUGAAUUUCAAAUUGAAAAAGAAAAAAAAACAGACACACACAUAGCAGUAGACCAGAACAAUAUUAAUAUUUUUUUAUAGAUUUUUAUUGCAGGUUUUCUGUUAUUCAUUACAUUGUGAUGUUGUUCUACGGUUGUUUAUUGUCUGGUUGAGUCUGCAAAUAGAAUGGGAGAUUCGGCUUGUCUCAUGCAUGGCUUCACAUAUGCUUCUGCUAUACCCAACAAUGAUUCCAAAAAUGGGAACCCCAUGCAGCAUGGUCUUGGGGAAUCAGUUUCAUUUGGAAGGUUUACGACAGAAUCUUUGUCAUGGGAGAAAUGGUCAACGUUUUCGCACAAGAAAUACGUUGAAGAGGCCGAGAGAUACUCUCAGCCUGGUUCCGUUGCCGAGAAGAAGGCUUUCUUUGAGGCUCAUUACAAGCAAAUUGCAGCUAAAAAGGCUGCUGCUGCUUUGCUUGACCAACAAAAUGCUGCUCAAUUAUUACAACCUCCGCAAGUAUUUGGUGAUAAUAAUAAUAAUAGUAAUGCUUAUGAUCAAUCGUAUGUUGAAGUGAAAAUGGAUGUAGUUGAAAUUGGUGAAGAGGGGGGAAUUUCCGUAACACCGUUAAAUGAAGCCUCGAGUGAGAAUCCCGUGAACGAUAAUCGGCUUGAUAAUCUUGAAAAUAAGGACGCGGUUUCUUGUUCAAGGAGUAGUGGAACUACAAUAAUGGAGAGGGCUUUGCUCAAGAAUUCGGUUGCUAGUCAGAAUAUCCCAAUCCCGCCAUCACUGACAUGUAAGAAAAGAUCAGGUUUUGCUUCAAUGAAGUCACCAAUUCAGAGCAAAACAUGGGAAAUUCAAUCUACACCUGCCAAACCUGUGACUCCUCAUCUCAACAAAGAAAACAGUAUUAACAGAAGCACAAGCAAGUCUCGUUUGGAAUCUUUCGACAAGAAAAGAUCCUCUCAAAACUCAUUACGUGCCUUAAUGAACUUACUUCCUAAUAACGAGCCUGAUAAAGAUCCUAAUUUUGCCACCAAGAAAGCUGAAAAGUUAGGGAUUGCACUCGGAAUACCUCAACAAGAUUGUGUGACUACAGCAUCUACUAACGGUGUGUCCACAAAUCCUGCAGCUGCCCCUCAAUCCGAGAAUAAAAGGAUUAAAACACCACUUGAUCCUUCGGUCCGAGGAAGCAAAACUGGUCCUAAAUGGCACAUUUUGUCUGCUGUUUGCUCCAAGCCAUUGAAAGCCCGUCGAAACAAACUACAGUCCCCAGCUUUAUCCACUUCUUCUAUUCUACGAACAGAAGAAAGAGCUUCAAUGAGAAAACAGGAGAAAUCAGGAAACGAAAAUAGGAAAUUGGGGUGUAGCUUUUGCUUCAAAGCUCGCCCCAUAAAAUCACAUGAAAAAAGAUUCCAGCAAGACAACCUCGGACAGCAGUACUAGGAGGAAUCAUUACAAAAAAGAAUCGAAAAAGAAUGUUCUUCAACUGAAAGAAUCCCAUAUGAGAAUGCAUCUCCAAAAUAUUCAGCAGUGAUGAUAGUAUGUGCAUAAUUCAUCGUCUUUGCAGCAAAAAAAUACAAUUUUAUAAAGUGUUGUAUAUCUCAGAAGACUAGAUUUACCCGAAACAAUGCAACUUUUUUUCCCUUUCAGUUCGGUACAUACACAAGGAUUGUUGCUUACUACAUGCUUCUUUUGAAAAUAAUAAAUAUAUGCCAACGUAUCUAUAUUAUACAAGUAUUUUCGGUUA
Molecule: messenger RNA, 2011 nt
Organism: Erythranthe guttata (spotted monkey flower)
Lineage: Eukaryota; Viridiplantae; Streptophyta; Magnoliopsida; Lamiales; Phrymaceae
Source: RefSeq, a predicted model, not a curated record